AGCCUUCCAUUCAGCUAGAGAGGAUGGAGGAGACAACCAAUAAAAUCAGCCUCGCACUAGAGAUCCAGAGGAAGGAGGAAGAGGAGGAGUCCAGGAGAAAACCUGAGUCGUCCCAGGACUGCCGGAGUCUGCCCUGCCUGAACGGGGGUACGUGUGCGAAGGGCGACGACUCCCACAUCUGCGACUGCGUAGCCGGGUUCAAGGGCAGGCAGUGUGAGCUGUUCUGCCAGCGAGUGCCCCACCCCUGUACCCGCCUUUACUCUGAAACAAAGAGCGUGCCCGUCUGGGUGGGCGAAGUCUGCCAUUACCUGUAUAAAAGGACGUAUAAAGUACAGCAGGAUGUUUGCUAUCGAGAGAUCUGUGAACCACCCCUGCUUCCCAAGAAAAGCCCCAACAGAAGAACUAACAGGCAACAUUAAUGAAAGCUAAUCUUGGAUGACCCAUGUUGCCCAGAGGUUGGCCUGUGUGAUGACCCAUGUUUACCCAUGUUGCCCAGAGGUUGGCCUGUUGGAUGACCCAUGUUGCCCAGAGGUUGGCCUGUUGUAGCCGCAGCUUGAAUGAGGAUUUGGAAGCUAACAAGUGGAACAUGAUUGACCCCCACAACCAUCAAUGACAUUUGGCCCCAGAAUCAUCAAUAAUUUGUAUGUCUAUGUCAUAUUUUUACAGAAUUUUCACUCAUGACGGAUGACAAAUGUACCAUAAACAGUCCACAUCCGUGUAAAAUCAAAACAUUAUACAUACCUCAUGUCUCACAUGUCGGCAGUUUAGUCCCUCUGCUCAGGGAAAUGUGUAUAUUGUCUGUUUCAUCACAAGCAACCCUAUUUAAAAUCUGUCUCGAUUGAUUUUAACAACAAAUUUAACUGUUUUACCUCUUAGCCCAAAAACAUGUUCAGCAAUCAGUACUGGAAAAUAAGUGCCUGUCUUUAUGUCUUUCAACUGUAACCCGACGUCACUACUAGCUAUCAUGUACAUAGUGUUUAUAGGCUGUUUUGUAGGUGAAUAUUUUAAAUAAUUAAAAUGUUAAAAAAUGUUA
This is a messenger RNA of Salvelinus sp. IW2-2015, 1033 nucleotides long. RefSeq names its product sushi, nidogen and EGF-like domain-containing protein 1. NCBI's taxonomy places the organism in Eukaryota, Metazoa, Chordata, Actinopteri, Salmoniformes, Salmonidae. The record is from RefSeq and is a predicted model, not a curated record.